Messenger RNA from Eublepharis macularius, 2633 nucleotides. It is a transcript of the gene DDX24, whose product is annotated as DEAD-box helicase 24. Lineage: Eukaryota; Metazoa; Chordata; Lepidosauria; Squamata; Eublepharidae. The record is from RefSeq and is a predicted model, not a curated record. The transcript is spliced from 9 exons. Gene Ontology annotation, cellular component: nucleolus. Gene Ontology annotation, molecular function: nucleic acid binding; RNA helicase activity; ATP binding. Bases 93 to 2462 code for a protein of 789 amino acids.
CCCGUGAUGCUGCCACGUGGUUGGGUUCUCCAGGAAGUGUCGGGGAAGAGACGAGGUUGGCUGGCGUCUUCGCAGUGGGAUCUAGGUCAACCAUGAAGCUGAAAAGAGGAAACAAGUUUAAGAUCCCAUCGAAAUUGAAGCAGAAAGGCAUCCAGGUAACAGGGAAAUGGAAACCUAUUGAGAUUGACCCAAAUCUCUUUGCUGAUGAGCAACUUGGAGGGUUAGUAUGUUUUGAAGAACUUACAGAUUAUAAACUGGUGACUUCAUCUAAAGCGGGAGAAGAAGCCAAGAAGAGAAAAGCCGAUAGCCAGCAGGAGGAAGCGCCUGUGGAGACAGAGAGCACCGUUCCCAAAAAGAAGAGGAAGAAAGAGAAAAAUGUAGGACAGGAAGCCCACGGACAUGAUGAACUGAAAACAGACGAUCAGGCAACCGAGUGGGAAGGCACUGUUCUUAGCCAAGUUGAGAGCAAUGCAGGAGUUGCAACGAGCUUGAAAAGAAAACAGAAAAAGAGAAAACGGAAGAAGAAAGCAUGUGCUGCCCAAGAUGCACCCACCACAUCGUCUAAAAAAGCAAAAAACUGGACAGCAGAAGUUCUGUCUGCCUCGUCAGACCUCCAGGUAGACAUGUCGGCAUGGAAAGAACUCUUUGUUCCUGAGCCCGUUCUUCAGGCACUGGGUGAAUUAGGGUUCAGUGCUCCAACUCCUAUUCAGGCUCUGGCUCUGCCUUCUGCCAUUCGAGAUAGCAUGGAUGUCCUUGGUGCUGCAGAAACAGGAAGUGGAAAGACUCUCGCUUUUGCAAUUCCAAUGAUCCACUCCAUUCUUCAGUGGCGAGUAUCGAAAAAUUUGCCAAGUGGAAGUGAUGGUACCCUUGAAGAAGCAGCAGGUAGAGAGGAUGCUGUGCCAAGCUGGGAAGUGACUGAGGAAGCAGAAGGCCUGAACCCUGAUGGGAAGAAAGCUAGUGGCCCUGUUGCUGAGGAUGACGAAUCUCCGGCAACAGGCUGCGUGAAGGUGUUGGAGGACGUAGAAUUGGAUUUGGAUGCCAAGAAACAUGAUGCAAAGGAAAGCAAUCCUCUUCUGGGAUUGGUCCUCACUCCUACAAGGGAAUUGGCAGUCCAAGUGAAACAUCAUAUUGAUGCAGUAGCCAAGUACACAGGUGUUAAGACAGCUCUUCUUGUCGGUGGAAUGGCUUCUCAGAAACAGCAGCGAGUCUUGAAAAGGAAGCCAGAAAUAAUUGUCGCGACCCCAGGGCGCCUGUGGGAGUUGGUUCAGGAGAGGCAUCCGCAUCUGUCCAGCCUCCGGCAGCUCAGGUGCUUGGUGAUCGAUGAAGCCGACCGGAUGGUUGAGAAAGGACAUUUCCAAGAACUCUCUCAGUUGCUGGAAAUGCUGAACGAUUCACAGUAUAACCCCAGGCGUCAGAUUUUUGUCUUUUCUGCCACCCUGACUUUGAUCCACCAGACUCCCGUUAGAGUCCUCCAGAAAAAAAACACUGUGAAAAUAGACAGGACAGCCAAGCUGGAAAUGCUGAUGCAGAAAGUGGGUAUCAAGAGCAAGCCCAAAGUGAUUGACUUGACAAGAAAAGAGGCCACUGUGGAGACCCUCACAGAGACCAGAAUCCACUGUAAUGCGGAUGAGAAGGACUAUUACCUUUAUUAUUUUCUGCUGCAGUACCCUGGCAGGACUAUGGUUUUUGCAAACAGUAUAGACUGUAUCAAACGACUGACAGCACUCUUGACCAUACUGGACUGCAGUCCUCUGCCUCUUCAUGCAAAUAUGCAUCAGAAACAAAGGCUGAAAAACCUGGAGAGGUUUGCAGAACGUGACCACUGCGUCCUCCUCACAACUGAUGUUGCCGCUCGUGGGCUUGACAUUCCUAACGUGCAGCAUGUCAUUCAUUACCAGGUUCCUCGUACUUCCGAAGUCUAUGUGCACAGGAGUGGAAGGACUGCCAGGGCCGCCAGUGACGGCCUGAGCUUGUUGUUGAUUGGCCCAAGCGAUGUGAUGAAUUUUAAAAGAAUUUAUAAGACAUUGGCAAAGAGUGAAGAGCUUCCUUUUUUUCCGGUGGAAAUGAAAUGCAUGACUGCUAUCAAGGAGAGGGUAAACUUGGCGCGACAGAUCGAGAAGGUGGAGUAUUUCAGCAGCCGAGCAAAACAGCACAACUCUUGGCUGCAGCAAGCCGCCGACGCCCUCGAGCUUGAUCUGGAUGACGAGGCCCUGAUAGGAGGCCGGCCCAGUGAGCAAGAAGAGAGUCAGAAGCAGAAGAUGCUGAAAGGGAUGAAGAAGCAUCUGAAACACUUGCUCUCUCAGCCAGUAUUUAAAAAACUUAUGAAGACCAAAUACCCAACCCAGUCUGGAAAACUGCUCUUGCCUGACCUUUUGGAGACAAGUUCCCAGUCUGCGCUGGGUGCCAUGUCCAAAGCCCAGAGGAAGAAGAAGAAGCAGCAGCAGCAAAGUAUGGACAUCUGAUAGGAGUUGUAGGGAGUCAAGAUGAGGAACACUUAUUUCUCCGUCUCAAAGCUACGUCUGGCCACCAAGUGUUCUGACCACCUUUAUAAACAUACCUGUCCUGGAAUGGUUGCCACCCCCCCCCAUUGUUUCUGUUCUUGUGUAUUGCUGUGAUUACAUACAAAUACAGUU